Molecule: messenger RNA, 1107 nt
Organism: Pteronotus mesoamericanus
Lineage: Eukaryota; Metazoa; Chordata; Mammalia; Chiroptera; Mormoopidae
Gene: MTX1
Product: metaxin 1
Exons: 8
Coding region: 19-972 (317 amino acids)
Biological process (GO): mitochondrion organization
Cellular component (GO): cytoplasm; SAM complex
Source: RefSeq, a predicted model, not a curated record
GGACAGAGGGCGGGCAAGAUGGCGGCGCCCAUGGAGCUGUUCUGCUGGUCUGGGGGCUGGGGUUUGCCGUCAGUGGACCUGGACAGCCUGGCGGUACUGACCUAUGCCAGGUUUACUGGCGCCCCACUCAAAGUGCACAAGAUCACCAACCCCUGGCGGAGCCCUUCAGGAACUUUGCCUGCCCUUCGGACCAGUCAUGGAGAGGUCAUAUCGGUAUCACACAAGAUCAUCACCCACCUUCGAAAAGAGAAGUACAAUGCUGAUUAUGAUCUGUCUGCCCGACAAGGGGCAGACACUUUGGCCUUCAUGUCUCUGCUGGAGGAGAAGCUGCUCCCAGUGCUGGUACACACUUUUUGGAUAGAUGCCAAGAACUAUGUGGAAGUGACCCGGAAGUGGUAUGCAGAGGCUAUGCCCUUUCCCCUCAACUUCUUCCUGCCUGGCCGCAUGCAGCGGCAGCACAUGGAGCGGCUGCAGCUGCUGUGUGGGGAGCACAGGCCAGAGAAUGAGGAAGAGCUGGAGAAGGAGCUGUAUCAAGAGGCUCGGGAAUGCCUGACCCUCCUCUCUCAGCGCUUGGGCUCUCAGAAAUUCUUCUUUGGGGACGCCCCCGCCUCCCUGGAUGCCUUCGUCUUUAGCUACCUGGCCCUGCUGCUGCAGAUAAAGCUGCCCAGUGGGAAGCUCCAGGCCCACCUGCGGGGGCUGCACAACCUCUGUGCCUACUGCACGCACAUCCUCAGCCUCUAUUUCCCCUGGGAUGGAGCGGAGAUGCCACCUCCACGCCAGACACCAGUAGGACCAGAGACUGAGGAGGAGCCAUACCGGCGCCGGAACCAGAUCCUAUCCGUGUUGGCAGGGCUGGCAGCCAUGGUGGGCUAUGCCUUGCUCAGUGGCAUUGUCUCCAUCCAGCGGGCAACGCCUGCCCGGACCCCAGGCACGCGGGCCCUGGGCAUGGCUGAGGAAGAUGAAGAGGAAUGAUUUGUCCUCAUGCUCCCAUGACUGAUUUUUCUACUCUCAUGCAUUCCAGAGGUCCCUGUGUCUCUCCACUGUUGGUACAGCCAGAAAUGGGUGACACCCCCCUGCCCCCCAGAAUAAACCUGCUCACAUUGACUG